Nicotiana attenuata is the source of this 1154-nucleotide messenger RNA. RefSeq lists its product as uncharacterized. NCBI's taxonomy places the organism in Eukaryota, Viridiplantae, Streptophyta, Magnoliopsida, Solanales, Solanaceae. The coding region runs from base 139 to 843 and encodes 234 amino acids. The transcript is spliced from 8 exons. The record is from RefSeq and is a predicted model, not a curated record.
UAGUCCACGUGAAUGGAUGGAUAUAUCAUAUAUAUGGUGAUGAGCCUAACUGCCAAACAAGAGAGGAAGAGCUAAUGUGCACAGCGCCCACUUUCCCGGCUUAAAGGCUAAUUACUGCUCGGGAAGAAGUAGUUAGUUAUGAGGGUCAUUCAAACUGCUGGGUCUAAUUACUCAUUUCCCCUCCAACAAUGCUCCUUUUCCAGGAAGAGAAUUGGAGUCGUCGAAGUGAUCAAGUCUAAUUUAUCAGACUCAGAUGCCAAGAGAGCAAACCUUUCUGCUAGGAAGAAAGAAAGAAUUAAGCUUCCCAAACAUGACGGUAUUGGUGGAGAUAAUAAAUCAUUUCAUAUAAGUGAAUUUCUGAGCCAUAAAUCUGGUGUUGAAGCAAUGUUGAACAAAAGAGCUUUGCAAAGCUUUGAAUCUAUUGAUUCUAACAUGUACAGGUGUACUCUGCCACAAGUUCAACUUCUGAAUUUUGGAGUUGCCCCUGUUUUGAUUUUACAAGUGAACCCAACCAGCGAAGACUGCACUGUGGAGAUGUUGUCUUGCAAGUUUGAGGGUUCUGAUUUGGUAGAGCAGCAGAAUGACCACUUUUCAGCAUCAAUGGUAAACCGUAUAACGUGGGAAACAGUUGGAUCUCAGCCUUUCCUAAAUAUUGAUGUGAAAUUAAAUAUCUCUCUUGAGAUAUAUACCAUGCCAUUUACCAUGCUGCCUACUUCUGCUGUUGAGAGUCCCGGUAACUUAAUGAUGCAGGCUUUAGUGGACAGGCUAGUACCGUUGCUUUUGCAACAACUGCUUCAAGAUUAUGACAACUGGGUUCAGCAACAUCAGAAAUCUCAGUCGUGAAUCCAACUCCUUUAUAAUGAACUCCGUAUAGCUACAAUACUCCAUGUGAGCCGAUUUGCUCCAUCCUUGGUGGGUAAGUUAAGCCACCCAGACAACUGUACUUGUGGGUUGUUGGCUUGUUGCAAGCUUUCAAUUGGGUGGUGGACUAGUCUAGGUGCGCACAAGCCAGUUCGAACAUCAUCAAGUGUAUGAGAUUCCAUACUUCCAUGGUCCAAGUGUAAGCUCCCUAUUUGAUGCUCAUUUCUUAGUGCAAAAUAUCAAUCUCAAAAAUACCAUCAUAUUUAGUGAUAUCAAAUCAUUCAAGUCUCUCA